UUUCCUUGUUCCCUCCCCUUCAGAUCUACAGUUGUAAGAUGGGAGUAACCAACAUGUGGUGAAGUGCAGGAGCUUAGAGGCCCCAUUCACUGCAGGAACACACGCUGUUAAGAUCACAGCUCAAACUACUUUCAAUUCCCAGGAAGUGAGACUCAGACAGGCGUUGUCACUGAGAGGAGAAAUGGCGCAGCAAGGAGUUCAGCUGGACCGGGAAACUUUCUCUUGUUCAAUCUGUCUGGAUCUACUGAAGGAUCCGGUGACUACUUCUUGUGGACACAGCUACUGUAUGGACUGUAUUAAAGCUCACUGGGAUGGAGAGGAUGAGAAGAAAAUCCACAGCUGUCCUCAGUGUAGAGAGACUUUCACACCGAGGCCUGUCCUGCUGAAAAACACUAUGUUAUCAGAUUUAGUGGAGCAACUGAAGAAGACUGGACUCCAAGCUUCUCCUGCUGAUCACUGCUAUGCUGGACCUGAAGAUGUGGCCUGUGAUGUCUGCACUGGGAGAAAACUGAAAGCACUUAAAUCCUGUCUGGUGUGUCUGGUCUCUUACUGCAAGAAACACCUUCAGCCUCAUUAUGAAUUACCUAUAUUUGAGAAACACAAGCUGGUGGAGCCGUCCAAGAAUCUCCAGGAGAACAUCUGCUCUCAUCAUGAUGAGGUGAUGAAGAUUUUCUGCCGUACUGAUCAGCAGUGUAUCUGUUCUCUCUGCUUAAUGGAUGAACAUAAAGGCCACGACACAGUCUUAGCUGCAGCAGAAUUUACUAAGAGGCAGAAAGAGCUCGAGGGGAAUCAACAAAACAUCCAGCAGAGAAUCCAGGACAGAGAGAAAGAUGUGAAGCUGCUUAAACAGGAGGUGGAGGCUAUCAAUCGCUCUGCUGAUAAAGUAGUGGAGGACAGUGAGAAGAUCUUCACUGAGCUGAUCCGUCUCAUGGAGAAAAGACGCUCUGAUGUGGAGCAGAAGGUCAGAUUCCAGCAGAAAACUGAAGUGAGGCGAGCCAAAGAGCUUCAGGAGAAGCUGGAGCAGGAGAUCACUGAGCUGAAGAGGAAAGACGCUGAGCUGAAGAAGAUCUCAGUCACAGAGGAUCACAAGCAGUUUCUACACAACUACUCCUCACUGUCACUACUCAGUGAAUCUACAGACUCACCCAGCAUCAAUAUCCGUCCUCUGAGCUACUUUGAGGACGUGACAGCGGCUGUGUCAGAAGCCAGAGAUAAACUACAGGAGCUUCUGAGUGAGAAAUGGACAAACAUCUCACUGGCUGUGACUGAAGUGGAUGUGUUACUGUCACAACGAGAGCCCAAGACCAGAGCUGACUUCCUAAAAUAUUCACGUGAAAUCACACUGGAUCCAAACACAGCACACACACAGCUGUUAUUAUCUGAGGGGAACAGAAAAGGAACAUUAAUGUCCCAUCCACAGUCUUAUUCUAGUCACCCAGACAGAUUCACUAACGAGUUUCAGGUCCUGAGUAGAGAGAGUCUGACUGGACGUUGUUACUGGGAGGUGGAGUGGAGAGGUGAAGUCAUUUAUGUAGCAGUCUCAUACAAAAAUAUCAGCAGAGUACGUAGCCCAAUUAUAUGUAGAUUUGGAUGGAAUGACAAAUCUUGGGCAUUAAGAUGUGACAAAAACAGUUAUAAAUUUUUGUACAACCACAUCCAAACUCUUGUCCCAGGUCCUGUGUCCUCCAGAGUAGGAGUGUACCUGGAUCACAGUGCAGGUACUCUGUCCUUCUACAGCGUCUCUGACACCAUGACUCUCCUCCACAGAGUCCAGACCACAUUCACUCAGCCGCUCUACGCUGGACUGUUGCUUUACUCUUCUUCUUUUGGAGACACGGCUGAGUUCUGUAAACUCAAAUAGACAGAAGUCAUUAAAGGGUAAGAUUCUGUUUUAACUCUUUUACCUAUUUUGUCUCCAUGUUUGUUGCUGAGAGCUGAUUGUUGUGGCAUUUCUUUACUGCACAGAGAUCAGCUGCCAAUCAGACAUUAUGGGAUGUACUUUGACAUCUUCUCAUUAGUUGUUGUUGUAAAUG
Molecule: messenger RNA, 2033 nt
Organism: Sander lucioperca (pikeperch)
Lineage: Eukaryota; Metazoa; Chordata; Actinopteri; Perciformes; Percidae
Product: tripartite motif-containing protein 16-like
Exons: 1
Coding region: 182-1861 (559 amino acids)
Molecular function (GO): protein binding; zinc ion binding
Source: RefSeq, a predicted model, not a curated record